Messenger RNA from Octodon degus (degu), 1065 nucleotides. RefSeq names its product LY6/PLAUR domain containing 5 (gene Lypd5). NCBI's taxonomy places the organism in Eukaryota, Metazoa, Chordata, Mammalia, Rodentia, Octodontidae. Bases 17 to 658 code for a protein of 213 amino acids. The record is from RefSeq and is a predicted model, not a curated record. The transcript is spliced from 4 exons. Gene Ontology annotation, cellular component: plasma membrane.
CUUCGACCUCCAUGCCAUGCCGCUCCCCAACAUCUCCUGUCCCCAUGCGUGCUCUGAAGUUGUGAUGGCCCUGGACACUGGGUAUCGCACCCCGCUGACCGCGGUGCACAAGGGCUGCUGGGAGGGCCCGAUGACCGGUAACAUGCAGUCGCUUCGGACAGCGCUGCCGCCCGACUACACAGUGGUGCGUGGCUGCGCGGCUGACUUCUGCAACACCCACCUCCAGAGCCACGACAUCAUCCCAGACCUGAGCCGAGCCCCGUACCCACAGAAGCUCAGCGGCACGGAGUGCUACGUGUGUUUGGGGAUCCACCCCGAGGACUGCUCGGUGGAGAAAUCCCGCCUAGUGCAGUGUCACCAGGACCAGAGCGUCUGUUACCAGGGCAGUGGCCGAAUGAACACCGGCAACUUCUCAGUCCCUGUGUACCUGCGAACCUGCCACCGGCCCUCCUGCAUUGCUGUGGGUACCACCAGCCCCUGGACAGACAUCUACCUCCACGGCUCCUGCUGUGAGGGCAACCUGUGCAACAGGGAUCCCCUGAAUGUCUUCAUGUCUGCGGCCCCCACUCUGCCUGGGGCACCCCACACCUUGGGCCUGGUCCUUGUGACUGCCCUGCUGGCCAGUGCUCUGGGAGGAUCCCUGGGGCUCUCCACAUAGAGGAUGCUGGGGCCGGUCCCUGUACCUGCUGCUCACUGUGUCAGCCUUUGUCGUGGCCACUGGCAAAUGCAGUGCACAGAGGCUGCUCCUGCCCCUUCAGCCAUAGUCCUUCACCUCCCUCCCUCCUGCUUCCCUACCCCUACCCUGCCUGCAGCUGGUCAGCAGGUCUGGAAGAAACUGGACACUCUCACUGCCUCCCAGGGGUGGGACAGUCACCCGAGUCCCACCCACCUGAAGACCAGUCCUGAUAGUAGGUGUUACUCACACCAGGCACUGCCACACAGUCUCCUGGGCUCCCUGUCACAGCUGUAGAACAGCCAGCAUAGUGUUUCUAGUAGCAUCUUCCUCCUGAGUAGCACAGAGAGCUGUUUCCUAACUGUGAGAAGCUGGGCUGCCUGGGUGGGAUC